AUGACAAAUUCACCAGUACCAAUACGACGUCAAAGUCAAACAGAAAUAUUGACAGAAUCAACAAAUAUUCGAACAUCAACACCAAUAUUUAAUACAUUAAUUUCAGAAAAAUUUGAUCUAUCGAAUUCAUUGAAAGUUAAUGAAGCUUUGAAUAAUUCAACGACAUCUCAUGUGGAUGAAAAUAUUGAAAAUGAUGCUAUUGCGCCACUUUUUGCAUCAUUUGCGGGUGAUCCAACUGAACAUCGGACAACAAAUACGGAGACAUUAAUGCAUUUAAUUAAAGGUAAUAUUGGUGCUGGUAUUCUUGCUUUUCCUUACGCACUAUCAAAAGCUGGAUUAGUUUUUGGUCCUAUUGCUUUUUGGAUUAUGGGUGCACUAACACUUUAUUGUAUGCAUCAAUUACUUCGUUGUCAUGAAUAUUAUCGAUUUCAUACAUCAAGAUCUAAAUGUGACUUUGGUGAUAUUAUGCGAUAUACAUUAGAAACAUGUCGUUGGAAAUUUGCUCAACGUCAUGCAAAAUUGGGAAAAUUUGUUAUGGAUGGUUUUAUUGUAUUGACUCAACUUGGAUUUUGUUGUGUUUAUUUUGUUUUUGUACCAGCAAGUAUAAAACAAGUUGUAGAUUAUUAUUCAACAAAUAGUCCAACAAUACAUAUUUAUCAAUUGAUUAUGCUUGUACUUGUUAUUGGAUUUUCAAUGAUAAGAAGUUUAAAAGUACUUGCACCAUUUUCACUUAUUGCUAAUAUAAUUAGUAUUGGAGGAUUGUGUAUUAUCAUGCAAUACGUUGUACGUUCACAUUUACCACUUGAUCAAUUACCUUUAAUAACAAAGCCAGCAGAUUGGCCAGUAUUCUUUGCAUCAGCAAUGUACGUAUUUGAAGGAAUUGCUUUAGUUUUACCAAUUCGACAAAAAAUGAAAGAACCUGAAGCUUAUGGUGGUUGGAAUGGAGUAUUGAAUACAGGCAUUUAUCUUGUAACUAUAUUGUAUUUUUCUGUUGGAUUUUUUGGAUAUAUUCGAUAUGGUUCAAAUGCACUUGGAUCAAUUACUUUGAAUUUACCCAAUGAUAAUAAAUUAUAUCAAUUUACAAAAGUUAUGUAUGCAAUAGCAAUUUUUUUAACAUAUAAUCUUCAAUUUUAUGUUCCAUUUACACUUCUUUGGCCACGUAUUUGUCGAAGAAUUCUUUAUAAAUAUAGUGAAAAGGCAAAAGCAAAAUUUGAACAUGUUUUUCGUAUCGGACUUAUUGUUAUUACUUUCGCUGUUGCUGCAUUAAUUCCAAAUCUUGGUCUUGUUAUUUCUUUAGUCGGUGCAGUAGCAUCAACUGCCUUGUCAGUUAUAUUUCCUCCCAUAUGUGAAACUAUAACAUUUUGGCCAAAUGGUCUUGGUCGAUUUAAAUGGCAAUUAAUAUUAAAUAUAUUUAUUGUUCUAUUUGGUCUCUAUGUCUUUGUUGCUGGUACAUCACUUAGUCUGUCAAAUAUAAUUGCUUGUAUUCGUGAAGGUGCUCGAUGUGAUGAUUAA
Adineta steineri is the source of this 1512-nucleotide messenger RNA. NCBI's taxonomy places the organism in Eukaryota, Metazoa, Rotifera, Eurotatoria, Adinetida, Adinetidae. The record is from the annotation of a GenBank genome assembly.